Exophiala xenobiotica is the source of this 3594-nucleotide messenger RNA. RefSeq lists its product as uncharacterized. The record is from RefSeq and is a predicted model, not a curated record. The transcript is spliced from 8 exons. Gene Ontology annotation, biological process: transmembrane transport; DNA-templated transcription. NCBI's taxonomy places the organism in Eukaryota, Fungi, Ascomycota, Eurotiomycetes, Chaetothyriales, Herpotrichiellaceae. Gene Ontology annotation, molecular function: zinc ion binding; DNA binding; transmembrane transporter activity. The coding region runs from base 1 to 3594 and encodes 1197 amino acids.
AUGGCUGCACGCUCUGUGAUACCCGGCACUGUGCACCUUGUCGACUUACAGGGUACUCUAGCUGUCAAGCAUGCGGGAGGGAACCUCGACGAUGUGGUGCUGGUGCCUGCUCCGUCCAAUGAUCCAGAUGACCCUUUGAAUUGGUCACCGAGGCGAAAGUUGCUGUCCACGGUCUCCUUGGUUGUGUAUCUCUUGAUGAUAGGGUUGGCAGUGUCUUGUGUCUACUCAAUCAUUGUGCCAAUCUCGCAAGACACUGGUCUUACCGUGGCUGAUCUCAAUUCUGGAACUGGCUAUCAAUUUCUAUUGAUGGGUUGGGGUUGCUUGCUAUGGCAGCCUACAGCUCAAACAUUCGGCAAACGACCCGUCUACCUUCUAUCACUAUUGCUAUCCAUCGGCAUAACUGUAUCGGUUCCCUACGUCAGGACUGCAGGCUCCUGGUGGGCGCUCAAGGUGCUUCAAGGACUUUUGGCAGCCCCCAGUGAGUCGUUGGCCGAAAUUUCCAUCUCCGAUAUAUACUUUUCUCAUCAGCGUGGAACGUAUAUGGCGAUAUACGCUCUGACGUUGUACACGGCUGGCUUUCUCGCACCGGUCUUUUCUGGCUUCAUCAAUGAUGCCAUGGGCUGGGAGUGGGUACAGUACUGGUGCACCAUUUGGCUCGCAAUUGGUUUUGUGUUCUGUUUCCUUUUCCUGGAGGAGACAAACUACAACCGACCCUCGAUCCUCAAUGACGAAGCACAGUUAGCUGCGGCAGCUACCGGAUCAAACCCUGAUGAAGAGACCAAAUCCUACAGCGACAAGCCUGGCACCAUUGAGGAGACCUAUGCUGAACAGAUGCCGAGUCAUACCCAGUAUGAGAAGAAAAACUAUCUGGCAAAACUCAAAGUUUUCGACAGACGAAGACCACUCCGACAUUUCUUAUUCGGUGUGGUGCGUCCACUCAAACUCAUGACAUUUCCUGUCAUUGCUUAUUGCGGUUUCAACUAUGGUGCUUCCUUGAUUUGGUACAACGUCCUGAACGCGACCUCGUCUCUGAUUCUCAGUGGCGCGCCAUACAAUUUUGCCCCUUCCAUGGUAGGACUGACAUACUUCUCGCCUAUCAUCGGAACUUUUAUAGGCUCUUUCAUCUCCGGCAAAUUAGGCGACAGACUUGUUCUACGACUUGCCCGCCGCAACAAGGGUAUCUGGGAGUCUGAGCAGCGUCUUUGGCUUUACCUCAUCCUUGUUGUUGUGGUGCCGUGGUCUUUGAUUCAAUGGGGUGUCGGCGCUGCUCACGGCAUUCACUGGUUCGGCCUGGUUUUUGCCAUGGGCGUCACAGGUGUGGCUUGCUCAGUCGGUGCUCAGCUGGCCAUCUCCUACUGCAUCGAUACGUACAAGGACUUGGGUGCAGAUGCUAUUGUCAGCGUCAUAUGCAUCCGAAACACCAUGAGCUUCGCAAUUGGUUAUGGAGUCACUCCCUGGGUUGUCAAUUUGGGAUACCAGAACGCAUUCCUGGUUGCUGCUUUUGCAGGGCUUGCGCAAGUCCUCACCUUCUUGGUUUUCAUCAAAUGGGGUGCCAAAAUGAGGGCGGCGUCUGCUGAGCGUUAUCGCGAGGAGGUCCAGAGGGCGGAGAAAUUGGGAAUUGCACAUUAUGCUCUCUACGACGAUCUCGUUGACAGAAUUGCAAGCCUGGAGUCUCUACUAAGGCAGCAUAUUGACGAGGAUAUUGCAUGUCACAGGAAUACGAUUCCCCUGACUCCCACUGGGGUUUCGAGCGAUGCAUCAAGCUCCCCAAAUAUUUCAGCAUACGCAGCCACAGACGCCAGUUUGCCACCAUCAUCAUCGUUCCCAUUGACGGGCUCCCUGUUAAAGUCACCAGGGGGUUAUGUUCGCUUUAUCCCCCAUACCGAGUCCUUCAACUCCGAAGAUAUAGCAGCAUUCAUGCAAGGUGAAAGCCCAUCAUCGCCAACGAGUACGGCUGCCUUUCCGUUUUCUGUUGAGUCUACAGUUUCUAGACAGGCUCUCUUAGAACUUCUGCCUUCUAAUCGCCAGUGCGACGAGUUGAUGCAGAGGUUUUUCACUGUCUUUUCACCUUUGUUUCACGUUCUCCAUGAUCCCACGUUGCGAACUGAAUACGCCGAAUUCUGCAAGUCUCCUGGUCAAGUCCCACUGGCGUUCCUGGCACUACUUUUCGUCGUUCUCGCUAUUGCCGUUCUAACCUUGGAGAUUGACGAUCCUCUACUGCAAGAACUCAGUCGCGAGGGAUCUGGCAUAGCCAGGAUUCGUAGCAUAGCUUCCAGAUAUCGGCAGGCUGCUACGAAAUGCUUGUCCGCUGAUCAGUUUAUGCUGCAGCACAACUUGUACACUGUGAAGGCACUGGUGUUGUUGAUUUAUGCCAUGUCUCAUACUGACGGUCCAACCUGGCCGUUGCUGGGCUUGACCUUGCACAUCGCCACAGCCAUUGGCUGCCACAUCGAUCCAAACCAUCUGGGUGUCGGCCCAGUCGAAGCCGAGGAGAGACGCCGCUGCUGGGCCGGCUUGAAAAUGCUGUAUCAAAAUCAGGCCACAUGCAUGGGCAAUCUGUUGCCGAAUCCGGUCUCUGCUGAUGUUGACCUCCCCGCAGAUGUCAACGACGAUGAGAUCAAUGAAAACGGUGUCCACGUUCCUUGCCUUGCUCCCUAUCACACUAGGCCACCUACACAGAUGACUUAUAUUCUUUACAAAUUUCGGCUUUACAAAGUGGCGACCGAUGUCUGCCGCGCCACCCUCGAUUUCUUACCAUUACAGAGCCCAUUAUUACGAUCUCUUGACGCCAGGAUAACUCAAGAGCAGAAAGAACUUACCAGAAGGUUCUCCAACUUCCAGAACUUGCCUCUUCACCACCAAGCAAACAUGCAGAUUCUCAAAAACUACACAAACCAGUUAUAUCUCAUCCUACACCGACCCUACUUGAGGAAUAACAAUUCAAUACAGCAGCGUGCUGAAGCAGUCGACGUUGAACUCAUGAAGAAGAGUCGAAGACAGUGCAAGACUGCUGCCAUGGCGAUUCUGGAUAGCCAUGAGGAACUCUAUGAAACUGCUGGAUUUCGCAACUACUACUGGUAUGUCUCUCGAUUAGGCAGCUUCAACGCUUUCCUGGGUGCGUCCACCCUUCUUACAAUGCUUCUUGAUCCACAAAUUCUACCUCUCAGCGACGAAGAAUACUUUUUUAUCUUGGCUAUGGUUCAACGCUGCAGUCAACGACUCGAAGCUAUGUCGGAGAGAAGUGAAGUAUGUGCCAAAGCCUUUCCGAUUCUUCGACGCAUUCUUGGAAAGGCAGAGCAGCAUGCACGGGGACGCAUCAGCGCAGACGUCGUCAUGCCAGAGAUAUUGGGCAACGCUGUGCCCUUCGGCGUGGUCCGAGAACCGAAUCUGGUCGGCUCUUCGAUAACACCCCCAAUGGAUAAUCCAAUUCCCGCUGUUGACCUUGACGGCUGGACAUUACAUCCAGAGCUGAAUGCGAUCAUGAGCCAUCUCCCUCCCGAACAGUGGCUUGCCCCAUCAUCGUUCAACUGGGACCGUUGCUGGAUUCCGGAUGUUGUUCAGACGAGUACAGUGAUACCGGAUUCCUGGAGCUGA